GCUCAAUCGUGAAGCAAACUUGCACAAUCUGGCCAUUGAGAUUUACACGUGUCACAAGAUGGUUAAAAGUAAAAUUACAGAUGUCCCAAGAAGAAUAAAUAUAAAAUAUGCAAAAACAUUCACGACCCACUAUCUUUGCUAAUCUCAACUGCAACGUUGCAACUCCUCAAUUGUCUUCCAAUCAAGUGGUGGGACGGUUACAACACGAUAUGCAUGUCUGGGCAUGGCACAACUACGGCAGUUCAACCCCAUCGCAUCAUUAUAUAUAUUCUGCAACACACGAGUUCAAUCUAUCAAAAUUCGGGAGUACUCAGCAUUGCAGAGGGUUGAAGACUAGGUUGAAAAUGUUGUUCAACAGGAUUCAGGAGCUUAACACCUCAAAGAUUAAAUGGCGUUCAGAGGCUACAUCUAUCCAGUCCGAGAACCUGGGGAUACAGCGGUGGUCUCCUGAACAUCGACCGCAGACGAAGUACGGCAAGGCAUGCACUAAUGCAACGAUUCCCAGCAGUACUAUUGUGCUGACUGCUGAGUGUUUGUGAGGAAGAGCGUAUGAGUGAAGAACGGUAGCAGACUCUGGAGAGUUCCAGAGAUGCGGUAGUGUAGAGUGAGAAUGAAGUUAUGAAGCAAUGGAUAAGCUUUAUACGGAGUACUGUAUAUACUUCAGAUAUAGAUAUGUGUAGGGCUUAUUAGUGAUUGGGCCAAAAUGUAUGGGCCGAUCAAACCUAGAAGUCCAGAUUUAUGUUGUUCUGGUAUAAUUAUUAAUUUAUUACUACCUUCGUCCCAUUUUAUGCUUCUCAUUUGAGAUUGACACAAUUAUUAAUAAAAUAGUUAAAAAAGUAAAAGUUGUCGUUGAUAUUUGAAUAUAUAAUAAAGUGAAAUAUUGUGUAUCACAUAUUUUUCCAAAAAUAGAAAUGUGACACUUAAUUUGGGACAACACAAAAAAACAUGUUAAAAUGACACGGAAGGAGUAAUUAUUAUUAACUAAUACAAAGUAAUAACAUAAUAAUGUUUUUUUAUGAGCCGAUCAAAUAUAUAGGAGUCCAUAUUUCAUAAAAAUGAAUGAACUGGAUGUUUCAAAUAUAUGUGUUGUUUCAUAAAUACAUUUGUACAACAAUUUAUAUUUGUUUCAAAUUAUUAUUUAUUUUGUUAUGUGUGUUUCAUUGUUGUUUGAUAC
This is a messenger RNA of Cuscuta epithymum, 1174 nucleotides long. NCBI's taxonomy places the organism in Eukaryota, Viridiplantae, Streptophyta, Magnoliopsida, Solanales, Convolvulaceae. The record is from the annotation of a GenBank genome assembly.